Molecule: messenger RNA, 1176 nt
Organism: Ilex paraguariensis (yerba mate)
Lineage: Eukaryota; Viridiplantae; Streptophyta; Magnoliopsida; Aquifoliales; Aquifoliaceae
Source: the annotation of a GenBank genome assembly
AUGAUUAGUCCGAAACGCAGAGAUAGAGAGACCGUUCCCUGCGAUUUCUGCCACGAGCAGAUUGCCAUUCUCUAUUGCCGAGCCGACUCGGCCAAGCUGUGUUUGUUUUGUGACCAACAAGUCCACUCUGCCAACGCCCUCUCACGCAAGCACCUCCGCUCUCAGAUCUGCGAUAACUGCGGAUCUGAACCCGUCUCCGUUCGCUGCUCCACUGACAAUUUGGUGCUCUGUCAAGAGUGUGACUGGGAUGCCCAUGGGAGUUGUUCUGUAUCAGCGGCACACGAUCGGAACCCUAUUGAAGGGUUUUCUGGGUGUCCUUCAGCUCUUGAGCUCGCUAUGGCUUGGGGUUUUGAUAUUGAAGAUAAGAAGCCCCAGUUUAACUUAGAGUCGGUCUCGAAUUGGGCCUUUCAGGAGUCAAUAAAUAAUUUGAAUGGUGAUGGGCAUAUUGAUUCGUGGAUGUACAAGGCCAUUCCACCUGUUACGAUGCAAGAUCUGAUGGUUCCGAACGAGAAUGGGGGGAUUUAUGGAAGCGAGAAUUUGGGGGAGAUGGUUAAGGGAUUGAAGAGGCAGAGUCUGACUUGUGGAAAACAAAAGCAAGUGAUAUUGAGACAGUUGAUGGAGUUGUACAAAAGUGAUUUAGUGGAUGGUGGUGGUGGUGGUUUUGGUGGAGGUGGAGGUGGAGGGGAGGAUUUGGUUCCGGGAACUCCUCAUAGGAGGGGUUGUGGUUGGCAGGGGAAUGUGGAAGGUUGUGGAUUGGAAGAUGUGGGUGCUGGAGAUGCGAAUGUCGCGAAUCAAUCAGUUCAGCGGCAGCUGCAACCACAACAAAAUACUCCGUUUACAUCUUUGCUUAUGAUGAAUAGUCAGGUGGAUUUUAAAGGGAGCGAUCGGAUCAUUGAUGGGGAUAUGUUGUGGGACUCCAAACCUAUUGAUCACAGAACUCAGAUAUGGGAUUUUAAUUUGGGGCGGUUAAGGGGUCAUGAAGAAUCUGGUUCAUUAGAAGCAGAGUAUGGUGGAAGCGACUCGGUAUUUAUGAUGAAAAGUUAUGGUGAACUGUUGAAAGAAGCUUCCUUGGAAACCACAAAAGGGUUGGGAGAAAUUUACAAGAUGAAUUCCUCCACUGCACAUGCAGAUAUCACAGCUUUUAAUGUAAGCCAUUUUGAUAGUGGUGAUAGGUGA